Messenger RNA from Haemonchus placei, 618 nucleotides. Lineage: Eukaryota; Metazoa; Nematoda; Chromadorea; Rhabditida; Trichostrongylidae. The record is from the annotation of a GenBank genome assembly.
AAUGUAAUCCUUUCGUAUGCUGGAGCUUUACGACAUGGAUUAAUUCCAAAUUUGCUUGCUGAAGGCAAAGGUGCAAGGUACAACUGCCGUGAUGCGGUUUGGUUCUGGUUGUACUCGAUUGAGCGUUACGUAAGAGAAGCUCCAAAAGGCCAUGAAAUCCUUUACUAUCCAGUCAGACGAAUUUAUCCCCACGAUGAUACGGUGUUCGGAGAGGAUCACAGGAGUGGUCGAAUUCAGGAAGAACCACUGAUCAAUGUGAUUGUUGAAGCUUUACAACGACAUUUUUCUGGAAUCGAUUUCAGAGAACGAAAUGCAGGGCCUGAAAUCGAUGAGCAUAUGAGAGACGAAGGAUUCAAUGUCAAAGUUUUCGUGGACCGUGCCACUGGCUUCAUUCAUGGAGGAAAUCGAUGGAAUUGUGGGACAUGGAUGGACAAGAUGGGAAGCAGUGACAAGGCCGGCAAUCGAGGAGAACCAGCGACUCCCCGUGACGGAGCAGCCGUUGAAAUACAAGCGUUAGCCUAUAAGAUACUGCAGUCGAUGUCAGAAUGGGUCAAUGCUGGCUUCAUAGACAAGUCAGGAGUCUCCUGUGGUCAGUUUUUAGGGUUACUUGGAUCAUAG